Molecule: messenger RNA, 1177 nt
Organism: Heterotrigona itama
Lineage: Eukaryota; Metazoa; Arthropoda; Insecta; Hymenoptera; Apidae
Source: the annotation of a GenBank genome assembly
UAACGAGGGAACGAAGCCAGAAAAAAUGGAAGACGACCAGCAGUUCUGCCUUAGGUGGAAUAAUCAUCAGAGUACAUUAAUCCAGAACUUCGACACGCUUCUUGAAAGCGGGACGCUUGUUGACUGCACGCUCGCGGCAGAGGGGAAAUAUUUGAAAGCCCAUAAGGUAGUUCUAUCUGCGUGCAGUCCUUAUUUUGAGGGGCUCCUCAGUGAACAUUAUGACAAGCAUCCUGUCUUUAUACUCAAAGAUGUUAAGUUUAAAGAAUUGAAAGCAAUGAUGGACUAUAUGUACAGGGGAGAAGUAAAUAUCUCUCAAGACCAAUUGGCAGCGCUACUUAAAGCUGCUGAAUCUCUGCAAAUUAAAGGUCUAUCAGAAAGUAAAACAAGUGGUAGUAGUAAGACGGACUCUAGGCAACAAAAAGUCGUUCCGCAAACAACAUCACAGCCUGACAUUCCAAUUUCGUCUUCCGGUCUUACAAUAGAAAAGAACAAAGUUCCUAGGCAGGGUAUAUCACAAGGUUCCGUAGGGGACCUGCCUGAAGACUCAGCCAGUCCCCAAAUCCCCAAGGGUCUCUCCUCGAGGGAAGGUUCUCAAAGUCCCACCUCGAGAAAAAGAAAAAGAUUUAGACGAAAAAGUAUAGGUGAUGACAAUUCUGUAGAAAAUCAUGAAGCGUCGAAUUCAAGCGACAUGCCUCAACAAAUGGGCGUUCCUGCGCUUGGAAUUACACCCGUGGCGGACGAAAAAACACAUGCAGACCCUACAGAUUCUAUUGGGAGGUCAGCCUUAAUGACGCAGCUGACGAAACCUGCUGAUGAAAUGUUGCAGUUGCCGUUAGAAAAACCUGAGCCAAAUGAUAAUCUCAUCGAGCCAAAGUCUGAAUAUUUGGAAGAUCCAGAAGAAAGUGUCGAAGAUCUAACGCUGGAUGACGAUAUGAAUGAUCUGAACGAGAUGGAACAGGAUAACAAUAGAGCUGGCCCAUCCCACGACCCCUCCCAACAUCCUGACUCGGUUAAAAUGUCCCUGGAUGCAAUAUUACAGCAGGGGGUUAGCACCACUCAGGCUUCAGAGAUGUAUGGCAUUAAUCGCUCAACCCUACAAUUCUAUUUGAAAAAGUUGAACGUCGUCAGAAGGAGAUGGAGACAACAACCUAGUAACCUGAUCCAGCCUAGACAACCC